GUUGUUGUAGUCUGCACGAGAGAUCUGAGCUGGACGAUCAGAGCGAGCAGUGCAGCAGCAGCAGACUGUAGGAUGUUGCGUCUGAGCUGCCGAUUAGGCUGAUCAGAGCCGGAGCUACGAUGCAGUGACAGACUACACAGGAGAACACACACACUCACACACACCGACUGAGGAAGAGGGAGUAAUAAGAGACGAAUGCGCACGAGAAAUGAUCCGCUCCUAGACCAUGGCACCGUCGGGCUCGGGUAGUAUCAAGAAGGGCUGUCAGAGAGUUCUGUACUGGAUCCCGGUCCUAUUCAUCGCCCUCAUAGUGGCGUGGUCAUACUACGCCUAUGUGUUGCAGCUUUGCAUAGAGUCGAUCGAGGGCAUAGCAGAAAAGGUGAUAUACCUGCUGGUGUACCAUGUCAUCUUCAUCAUGUUUGUGUGGGCGUACUGGCAAACCAUCUUCACCAGGCCCAUGAACCCCCUGAAGGAGUUUCACCUGUCAUACGCUGACAAGGAGCUGCUGGAGCGUGAAGAUCGGGGGGAGUCUCAGCAGGAGAUCCUGAGGAGGAUAGCCAAGGAUCUGCCCAUCUGCACCCGCACCAACUCUGGAGCGAUCCGUUUCUGUGACCGCUGCCAGCUGCUGAAGCCUGAUCGAUGCCACCACUGUUCAGUCUGUGAUAAAUGCAUCCUGAAGAUGGAUCACCACUGCCCAUGGGUGAACAACUGUGUGGGGUUCGCCAACUACAAGUUCUUCAUGCUGUUCUUGGCAUAUUCGCUCCUCUACUGCCUUUUUAUAACCGCCACAGAUCUUCAGUACUUCAUCAAGUUCUGGCUGAACGGCCUCCCAGACACUCAAGCUAAGUUCCACAUCCUGUUCCUCUUCUUCUCGGCCUCCACGUUCUCCGUCAGCCUGGCUUCUCUUCUGACCUACCACUGCUGGCUCGUCUGCAAGAACAGAUCCACUCUGGAGGCAGUACGUUCUCCGGUGUUUCGCCACGGCACCGAUAAGAACGGCUUCAGUCUGGGCUUCAGUAAGAACUUCCGCCAGGUCUUUGGGGAUGAAGUGAAGUACUGGCCAAUUCCUAUUUUCUCCGGUUUAGGCGAUGGUUGCUCGUUCCCGGCCUGUCUGGUGAAUCUGGACGUGGAGCAGGCUGUCUCACCCACGGGCUCCACCCCCGUCAACAAGAGUGCAGCAGACGGACGCCAGUUCCCCUCCAAGCCGCUGAGAGAGUCUCAGAGUCGGCUGCUCACCAGCACCCCCUCCUGGACAGAGAGUGACAUCGCAACAGACAAAGACAGGAAGGGUGCCAGUAACCAGGCGAUGACCAUAGAGCAUGAGGCGUAACCUGUGGUGGAGAAACAAGAGACGUCUUCAACCCAGAAGAGGUGUACGGCACCCUCCUCAGUGUUUGUGACUAUCAGAACUUGACAUGGUGAUGACAUCAUCAAGAAUUGUUGUUUCCCAUAAUUCACCUUGCUUCUGAGAGGUUUACGCAAAGCUUAUCAUCGGUAUUACUCUUUUUGCUAUCACCAACAGUUUUUGCUGCUAUCCUGAAAGUAUUGGGGCUUCUGAACGGGAAUUGAAAUACAAAUUGCAUUACAACAAUCACGUUUGUACAUGAUAAGCACAGAGCAGCUAUGGAGGGGUGUUAUUUUAACACUUUGUACACUAGGAGAUCAUUCUGAGCUGCUAUUGUGAUACUGUUAGAGAAAAAUAAGGAUUGUUUAUGUCAUUCUCGUAGCUUAGCACACAAAUAAAUGCUGUUAUAAGUUUGCCAAAUGUUUGCACAUUGAGUAUAGACUAGUAGUGGUGUUAAUGUGAUGUAAGUGAUGUUUCUUCAGCCAUUUAUUUACUUCUGGAGGGGGGGGAUUGAUGCAUGCUCUCAUCUCAGGAUGUCAACUCAAUCACACCCAUUUGUAGUGAAAGAUGUUACCCCCUUUGCUUGGAUUGAACAAAAUAAAAGAAAGUGUAGAGGUUAGUAAUUCCAUUUGAAUAAGGGCUCUUCUUACUGGUUAUAGCAUGAGUGAGGAUGUUGCUGUCACACUGCAGGUGCCGUGACAGUGUUUUCCCCUGCCAAGUAUCCAAACUGCUGUCUGGUACCCCGGUACACGUCAAACUGCCGGACAGAAGCCCCCCGCCGUCUCUGGAGGCGAGCAAAGCUUCGGUGUAAUGCUGCGGCUCUGUUCCUCAUCAAAAAGCAGAAACUGUCCUGUGUUUUUCUAACUCGCAAUGGGAAUUUGUGGAUGUACCGCAGAGCAAAAAAAAAAAAGGCCCAGCUGCUUUGUACAGGAUAUUUUCACUUUGUGAGUCUCUUCUUAUCUUUGGCUGUAAAUGGCUGUUAUACUAUUGGUAGAAUGUAUGCUUGUUUAAAAAAAGCUUCAUUACGACAGUCAGUGUCAAUCUAUAUUUUUCUAUUCUUCUCUCUCUAUGACUCCAGAGAAAAUAUUUGUGAGGCGAUGUACUGUACAGUUGUGAUUCCUUAUAACAAUAAAAAUGAUCUCGUCUCCAGCCUCCCGAUUCAGCUCUUU
This is a messenger RNA of Trematomus bernacchii (emerald rockcod), 2514 nucleotides long. RefSeq names its product zinc finger DHHC-type palmitoyltransferase 2 (gene zdhhc2). The record is from RefSeq and is a predicted model, not a curated record. Gene Ontology annotation, biological process: peptidyl-L-cysteine S-palmitoylation; protein targeting to membrane. Gene Ontology annotation, cellular component: endoplasmic reticulum; Golgi apparatus. Gene Ontology annotation, molecular function: protein-cysteine S-palmitoyltransferase activity. The transcript has 13 exons. NCBI's taxonomy places the organism in Eukaryota, Metazoa, Chordata, Actinopteri, Perciformes, Nototheniidae. Bases 227 to 1330 code for a protein of 367 amino acids.